This is a messenger RNA of Sitophilus oryzae (rice weevil), 1864 nucleotides long. RefSeq names its product serine/threonine-protein kinase ATR-like. Gene Ontology annotation, molecular function: protein serine/threonine kinase activity; protein binding. Gene Ontology annotation, cellular component: nucleus. Gene Ontology annotation, biological process: DNA damage checkpoint signaling; telomere maintenance; protein phosphorylation. Bases 242 to 1864 code for a protein of 540 amino acids. The record is from RefSeq and is a predicted model, not a curated record. NCBI's taxonomy places the organism in Eukaryota, Metazoa, Arthropoda, Insecta, Coleoptera, Curculionidae. The transcript is spliced from 9 exons.
AAGGGAAAUUGUCAAGAAAAAAGUACCUCAGGCGGUUACGUUCUUUGACGGAUUGCUUGGCGAAAGUUGGUUGCAAAGUGUUACAGUAGCUCGAAAUGCAGGGGUACAUCAACAAGCUUAUACCUACGUACUUGAUGCUGAAAAAUACGCCCCUCCUAAGUUAUUCAUAGAAAAAGCGAAAUUGCAUUGGUUAAGAGAAGAGCAUGAAGAAGCUUUGAUAACAUUAAAAAGAGGUUUAAAUAUGUAUAUCCCCGAUAAUACCAGUAGCCAAAUCAUAGCCAAUCUCAGCUUAGAUAACAAGAAAUUAUGCGCAGAAGCUCGCUUACUUAUAGCAACAUAUAAUGAUGACAUUUGUAGCGUUGAUGUUGAAGUUAAUCUUCAACAAUACAAAGACUCCUGUGAGGUUUAUAGAGAAUGGGAAAAGAGUCUUGUUUGUUUAGCUCAGUAUCAAGAUCGUAUUUUUCAAAACUAUUCAGAUGAGGACAAAGAUAGCAAAAGUGACCUGCAAUUGCACAUUGUAAAUAAUUUUGGAAGAUCACUAUAUUACGGGACAAAUUAUAUUUACCAAUCAAUGCCCAGAUUAUUGUCUAUAUGGUUUGAUUAUGGUACGAAAUUGUUUGGUUUAACGAAUCGUGACGUCAAAGAAGAAAGACGGAAUUACCUAGUAAAGCUGACCAAGCUUAUUGAUGGAUUCCUAACAAGACUGCCAUCGUUUGUAUUUUUGACAUCAUUUUCACAAAUUAUUUCGAGAAUAUCUCAUCCUCAAAAAGAGGUCUAUUUGGAGCUAAAAAAUAUAAUUAUAAAACUUUUGGAACAUUAUCCUCAGCAAUGUUUAUGGAUGAUUAGCUCAGUAAUAAAGUCAAGUUAUCCAAUACGGGUUCAAAGAUGCUCAGAAAUUCUAAAUGAUCCUAAACUUAAGAUUCACACAAUGCCAAAACUAAUUAAGGAUUUUACCAGUUUGGCCGAAAAACUAAUCGAAUUAUGCAAUAAAGACAUUCCUCAAGAUGUUAAAAACAUUAAUGUCAGUAUGUUAGUUAGAUCGCUUCCACGAAUGCUAAAUAAAGGAGAUUUCAGCGAAAUAAUGAUGCCUACUCAUAAAUUUAGAAAAUUAAUAUUGCCCAACCCCGACUUUAAGAACUCACAACACAACCCCUUUCCAAAUCGAUACGUUUAUAUCGCCGGCAUUGAGGAAGAAAUGUCAAUUUUAAACAGUUUGCAGAGACCGAGGAAGAUUAACCUAAGAGGAUCCCAUGGAAAAGUUAAAAUUAAAUUUUUUUUUUUUUUUUUAAAAUACACCUUUAUGUUGAAGCCUAAAGAUGAUUUAAGAAAAGAUUUUCGUUUAAUGGAAUUUAACGAUAUAGUAAACCAUUUGCUACUCUGCGAUCCUGAAGCCAGACAACGCAGACUGAAUAUAAGACUGUAUUCUGUUGCGCCGCUAAACGAGGAAUGUGGUCUAAUUGAAUGGGUGCCCAAUUUACUCGGCUUAAGACCAGUUCUGUUGAAUUUGUAUCAACAAAGAGGUUUGGGAAUGAAAGCAAGAGAAAUUAAAGAAGCGUGCUGUAGUGUUAAAGAUCCUUUAUCAAAAAAGAGGGAUGUCUUUGUCAAUACCUUGCUUAAAAAACAUCCGCCAGUUUUGGGUGAUUGGUUUAGGAAACAUUUUCCAGAUGCGCAGAGUUGGUUAACAGCAAGAACUGCGUAUAUAAGAACAACAGCUGUUAUUUCUAUAACAGGUUAUAUAUUAGGAUUGGGUGACAGACAUGGCGAGAAUAUACUGCUGGAUUCCACAUGUGGUGAUGUAGUUCAUGAUUUUAACUAUAUCUUUAAUAAAAUUAUACUAUUAUAUUUAAAUUUGAUUUUAUUGUAA